AGAGAAGUGGAGCACUACUCUCUCUCCCGCUCAGUCCACCCACCCGGCACUCUACCACCUCGCAAAUUUCACUAUCGCACGCGUUCCAUAAUCUACGCUCCAUCACCAUCACUCGCGGUCUAUAAUCUACGAGUACCAUCAACUCCGAGUCCUUACUACUCUACGUGUGCCAUAAUCUACGAGUUCUAUAGUCAACGAACCAUCACUACCUUACGAGCAGCAUAAUCUACGAGUUCUGUCAUCUACGAGCCCUUAACUACCCUACUACUCGUAGUAAGGAGAGACAGCCUCGUUGAUACUACUCUCCAUCACUUGGAAGAUCAAGAUGGAGUUGCUGGUAGCUGUUCUGGUGUCUUUGGUAUCAGCCGCUUCCAGCCUGACUGGGAACGCCAUCACAGACGACAGCACGGGUGCCUCAGACGGCAGCUGCCACGCCCCCAAGGAUGUGGGUAGCUGCUCAGGGCAGCAGGAGGCCUGGCACUACAGCGCUGCUGAGAGCAGGUGCAUCUUCUUCGUGUAUUCCGGUUGCGGAGGCAACGCCAACAGGUUCGCAAGUAGGGCGGCUUGUGAAGAAGCAUGUGAGAAACCCAGGUGCCCAAACGUCGCCUGUCCGGACACCUGCUCUCGUACCCAGAGCCCCGAAGGGUGCGAGAUCUGCGCUUGUACUAGAGAUGAGGCUCGCGCAGUGUGCACGGAGCAGUCGAAGCGAGGCUACUGCCGCGCCCUUUACCACAACUGGGCCUGGGAUAACCAGGAGCACCGGUGCGUCCAGUUCCUGUACGGCGGCUGUGGGGGCAACCAGAACAACUUUGAGACGGAGGAAGAGUGCAUGAGAGUGUGUUCUGGUGUGUAGCUCCGAGGCAAGCACCGGAAGUGGGUGACUUCUUUGCAGUUCCAAGAUGUUUCGAAAAAAAGACAAAUCCAUUCGUUAUUUUAUUUCAGUUUGUUUACAUAAAAAUGUUUUUGUUGUACAUCUUGCAAUAAUCUGGUAUUAUUUAUAGCAAAACAGAUACAAUUCGAAAGCUAUUGCAGUUCUGAUGGUAGGAACCACUAACUUAGAUAAAUUAUUAACUAUCUCAGUAUGAGGCUGCGAGAGGAUCUAAGACACAAUAAUAAUAUUAAUAAUAAUAAUUUAUUUAUACAAAUACAGAACAUCAGAUUACAGUAGUUACUUGGGACGUACAGUAUGUGUAUAUGCUUCUUAUACCAGUCGAUAUUCGACUGGUAUAGUGUGCCGGAAGUUUGUCAUGUAACACUGUGUAUAAUUAGACGAAAAAUUGUGAAUAUUAACGAAAAGUCGGCGCGACCGUGUUAAGUCAGUUGGUGAACACUAAAUUCACUGGUAAAUUCCUUGUUUACGUUCAAAAGUCUAAAUUCUUAGAGGGUACCAAUGCCUGCCUCUAAUCGACUCUUUAAUAAUCUAUAAUUAUGAUAAAAUUGUCCUCCUAUUCUAGGUGUUGUAGGCGGACAGUGUUGUGUUAGUAACACCUCCCUGUGUCGUGAGGGUGCAGGAUGUAGCAACACUGUCCUGUGUGCUAAUGUUUAUCAUAUAAUGUUUAGAAUGAUCCCAAACAACACUCCCUCUCCCCUCCUCCCUUUCCGUGUACCAAUGUUUGUGUUGUAAAGGUUAGAAUGAUGACCCUAGAGUGUACCCUGUGUACCAAUGUUUGUGUUGUAAAGCUCAGAAUGAUGACCCUAGAGUGUACCCUGUGUACCAAUGUUUGUGUUGUAAAGCUCAGAAUGAUGACCCUAGAGUGUACCCUGUGUACCAAUGUUUGUGUUGUAAAGGAUAGAAUGAUGACCCUAGAGUGUACCCUGUGUACCAAUGUUUGUGUUGUAAAGGAUAGAAUGAUGACCCUAGAGUGUAUACCCUGUGUACCAAUGUUUGUGUUGUAAAGGUCAAAAUGAUGACCCAUAGCAACAACAGCCCCCCUGUGUACCAAUAUUUACAAAGUUCGUUAAGUUACCAUUAGUGUGGAGUGCAGUUAGUUCUUCGUAAUCAUCCCGUAUUAUGUAAAAUCUGUAGUUUGAAGACUGUGUACCUGUACCAUUAAUUUUUUAUUUUUUAUUUUUUUGGCUGAAACACCAAGAUAAAAUCACAUAAGAGUAUAAUUAUAAUUUACUUAUCCGCGGAUGAUUAUCAAAAACACUGAUCUUCGAAUGUGCACUAAACAUAGAUAUUCCUGAACACAAUUCCGUCUUAUAAUGAACUUCUUCGUUUCUUCAGAGAGGCGGUUAAUUAGCCUUUUAGGAUAUUUAUAUAUAUAUGUUUGCUGUUAUUUUUAUUAGGAGUUUAAUUAUUUUCCUUUGAGUUUGUUGACAUAUUAUUAUUAUAAUUAUGGCCUUGCUUGUAAGAUAUUGAGGCUCAGCUUGUAGUCAUGACUUGUGAUAAUGUGGUUUAAGUUACCAAUCGUGUACAACAUGCAUAAUUGUUUUAAUAAAGCUCGUUAAAAACUUCACA
Messenger RNA from Procambarus clarkii (red swamp crayfish), 2461 nucleotides. RefSeq names its product boophilin-G2. Lineage: Eukaryota; Metazoa; Arthropoda; Malacostraca; Decapoda; Cambaridae. The record is from RefSeq and is a predicted model, not a curated record. Gene Ontology annotation, molecular function: serine-type endopeptidase inhibitor activity.